CCUCAAAACCUCUUCUUCCCUCCCUUCUCCACGCCAGUUCUUGUAAUUGUAUCCUAUCCACGCUUCGUAUUGUCUUAUAUUAUCGGAGUUUAGGACAAUUGGGGCUGAUUCCGUCGUUUCCAUAACUUAGUCGUUACUCAUUCAAGAUGCAUAGAGCUCUCUCAGCUUCCUCAAGGGCUUCGGUCCUUUCUUCCGCUGCUUCCACGCGCGGACAGCUAUCUCAUUUCAGACCUGCCUUGUCCUCCGGGCUGAACCUCCAGCAGCAAAGAUAUGCUCACAAGGAACUCAAAUUCGGCGUUGAAGGACGUGCAGCCCUCCUCAAGGGUGUCGACACGCUGGCCAAAGCUGUUACCACCACAUUGGGUCCCAAGGGAAGGAAUGUUUUGAUUGAGUCUUCAUACGGCUCCCCAAAAAUUACUAAAGACGGUGUCACGGUUGCCAAAGCUAUCUCAUUGCAAGACAAAUUCGAGAAUCUCGGCGCCCGUCUUCUCCAAGACGUUGCUUCCAAGACAAACGAAAUUGCUGGUGAUGGAACGACAACGGCGACCGUGCUUGCACGUGCUAUCUUUUCCGAGACCGUCAAGAAUGUUGCUGCUGGCUGCAACCCAAUGGACUUGAGAAGAGGCAUUCAGGCCGCCGUUGACUCCGUCGUCGAAUAUCUUCAAGCAAAUAAGAGAGAGAUCACCACCAGCGAAGAGAUUGCGCAGGUGGCUACGAUCUCUGCUAACGGGGACACCCAUAUCGGAAAGUUGAUCUCCAACGCAAUGGAAAGAGUUGGAAAGGAAGGUGUGAUUACGGUUAAGGACGGAAAGACCAUUGAAGACGAGCUUGAGGUUACCGAGGGCAUGCGAUUUGACCGCGGCUAUGUUUCCCCUUACUUUAUCACCGAUACCAAAACUCAGAAGGUUGAGUUUGAAAAGCCUCUUAUUCUCCUCUCUGAGAAGAAGAUCUCUGCCGUCCAGGAUAUUAUCCCCGCCCUUGAGGCCUCUACCACCCUCCGCCGACCACUAGUUAUCAUUGCUGAGGAUAUUGAGGGCGAGGCUCUCGCAGUCUGCAUUCUCAAUAAACUGCGUGGCCAACUUCAAGUCGCUGCCGUCAAGGCUCCUGGCUUCGGUGAUAACCGCAAGAGCAUCCUUGGUGACAUUGGUAUCUUGACCAACUCUACCGUGUUCACAGAUGAGCUUGAUAUGAAGCUUGACAAGGCUACCCCAGAUAUGCUCGGCUCCACGGGCUCCAUCACCAUCACCAAGGAGGACACUAUUAUCCUGAACGGUGAGGGCAGCAAGGAUGCCAUUGCUCAGAGGUGCGAGCAAAUUAGAAGCAUCAUUGCUGAUCCUGCCACCUCCGAAUACGAGAAGGAGAAGCUUCAGGAGCGUCUAGCUAAACUCUCUGGUGGUGUUGCUGUCAUCAAGGUCGGCGGUGCUUCUGAAGUUGAAGUUGGAGAGAAGAAGGACCGUGUUGUUGAUGCCCUGAACGCUACCCGCGCUGCUGUUGAGGAGGGUAUUCUCCCUGGCGGAGGUACCGCCUUGCUCAAGGCUUCCGCCAAUGGUUUGAAAGACGUCAAGCCAGCCAACUUUGACCAGCAGCUGGGUGUCAGCAUUGUUAAGAGUGCCAUCCAGAGACCUGCUCGUACUAUUGUUGAGAAUGCUGGGUUGGAGGGUAGCGUCAUUGUGGGCAAGCUUACAGAUGAAUUUGCGGGAGAUUUCAAUAGAGGCUUCGAUAGCGCCAAGGGAGAGUACGUUGAUAUGAUUGGGGCUGGAAUUGUCGACCCAUUGAAGGUUGUUCGCACCGCUCUUGUCGAUGCCAGUGGUGUUGCAUCCCUACUCGGUACCACCGAGGUCGCAAUCGUUGAAGCUCCUGAGGAGAAGGCGCCCGCUGCUGCUGGUAUGGGCGGCAUGGGCGGCAUGGGAGGAAUGGGCGGUAUGUACUAAGAGGCUCACAGAUUUACGGUAAACGUGCAUUUUUUUUUUUUUUUGUUCGCAUUGGAUGUUUUAAAAUACUAAUUUAGCUCCUCCCUUCUUGCCUAUGUGUUUAUAUCUCUAUAUCAUUUUUCUGCGUCCAGUUCUUUUUCCUCAAUUCCGAAUCUAUUCCCCGGAAUUUCGUCGUGCCUUCAAGCGACCCGACCGCUCGGGGGUACCGCAAUUUCCGGUGGAACGAACCACCCCACUCCAUGACCAACCAUUCACAAGUCCCACAUCACUUCCGUGUCCCAAAAUUCCCCUUUUCUCAGUUCUGGCAUAGGCAAAAUAUUUGGGAAGGAAGGAUGCCACUGCGAGAAAGGUCUGCGUUAAGUACCUUGUACCCUACUUCGUUGGAGUUUAGUGUGGGGAUUUGUUUUAUACAUCUUUGAACGGCGUAGGAGGAGAAGGAAGUGGAAGAAGUAGUGGUCUCCGAAGGGCUCUCUGAAUGAAAUAAAGCAAUGUACUGUAAAUUAUCAGCUCCGGGUUAUGAAAUAUAUUUCUCAAUUUUCU
This is a messenger RNA of Coccidioides posadasii C735 delta SOWgp, 2471 nucleotides long. RefSeq names its product chaperonin (gene HSP60). Gene Ontology annotation, molecular function: ATP-dependent protein folding chaperone; ATP binding; protein-folding chaperone binding. Gene Ontology annotation, biological process: protein import into mitochondrial intermembrane space; protein refolding; apoptotic mitochondrial changes. NCBI's taxonomy places the organism in Eukaryota, Fungi, Ascomycota, Eurotiomycetes, Onygenales, Onygenaceae. Gene Ontology annotation, cellular component: mitochondrial matrix; mitochondrial inner membrane. The record is from RefSeq and is a predicted model, not a curated record.